Messenger RNA from Zasmidium cellare ATCC 36951, 1122 nucleotides. RefSeq lists its product as uncharacterized. The record is from RefSeq and is a predicted model, not a curated record. NCBI's taxonomy places the organism in Eukaryota, Fungi, Ascomycota, Dothideomycetes, Mycosphaerellales, Mycosphaerellaceae. The transcript has 2 exons. Bases 1 to 1122 code for a protein of 373 amino acids.
AUGGCGAUUGAAGAGUGUCCCCGGAGUCGAUUCCUCGAGCUUCCUCAGGAAGUCAGAGAUUUGAUCUACUCCUUCGCCUUCGACGAGACGCUCAGUCCGCCGCCUGAAUACAGGGAAUUCCUCGACGACAAAGAAGUCUCUCCAUCCCCCGAACCCUCCGUCUUCGGCAUCGACGUCAAACCCUCGCCCUUCAAAACGCACUACCCAUCCACGCCUCCACGCCCUGCUUGGUACGCCCUGCUCCUUUGCUGCCGCCAGACCGCCGCCGAUGUCCGGGAGUACUUCACCUCGAAAUCAUGCCACUCCGACGACACGGCGACCCUCACGUUAACACUAACAUCCACCACCGCAAAAGCCUUCUGGACGUCCCUCCCCACCACAACCCGCAACCUCCAGAUCAACCUCCUCGUCACCCACUUCUUCGACGCCGCCCUCCUGCACCCCUACCCCUCCCCCAAGGACAACAUCGCCCUCCACACAAUCUUCAACCUCCUAAAACGCUACCUCACGCGCGGCCCUCAUCUCGCCCACCCCUCAAAACUCCCCGAGCCAACAAGGCCUUCACUCGAGAGCGUCACGAUUAAAGUCGCCCCCGCGUGGAAAGAAGAGGAUAUGGCGUUCAUGUACGGGAACCCUGCGGAGCAGUUGGGGGUUGUGAAGGGGGUUUUGCGGGGUUGGGUGGAGGGGUUUUGUGCUUCGGCGGCGGUGCUGGGGGGGGUGGGGAGGGUGGAGGUUGAGGGGGUGGGGGAGUGGGUCGUUACGGGGGAUGUUUGGGAUGAGGAGGUUGUGACCCCAGCGUCAUUCUACGACACUUUCAUCGACAUCUACUACUUCUUUCUUCACGGCACAACCUACACCAUCCUCACUACCCUCUCCACUACACCAUCCAACAAACCCGAUCACCCUUCCAAAAUGUUUACCACGCCUACUUCCGACGUGUCCGACGAGCUCAUUGCGGCUCAGCAGAUCAAGCUGAAGGAAACACAGCAGACCAUCAACGACGGUUUCGAGGCGGCCUACGAGAGCUUGCGCGAGUGGCAGAAUACCAUGGCAGUUGCUAAGGUUGAGGAGGCCGAGGCGAAUGAGAAGCGAGAGGCUGAGCUGGAUGCUCGGGGAUGUUGA